Lactuca saligna is the source of this 306-nucleotide messenger RNA. Lineage: Eukaryota; Viridiplantae; Streptophyta; Magnoliopsida; Asterales; Asteraceae. The record is from the annotation of a GenBank genome assembly.
AUGUUUGACGAGACGAAUAAGGAAGGGGUCCAGGAUCCUCACCAUGAUGGACUCGUGAUAACAUUGUCGUCCAGCAACCAUACCCUAGAUGUUGGUGCCACUGCUCAAGUCACCGCCACCCGGUUUCGUCGUCUAGAUGAAGAUCAUGAUCGGACAUGCAGGAUCAUCAAUUGUCUUCAGGAGGAUGUCACAACUGCCCGAGCUGAGGUUAGAGAGCUCAUGCACAGGCAUGCCUUCAUGGAUCAGAGGGUGAUUGAGGCAGAGCGUCGAGCCGAUGAGGCCAGAGAGAAAGCAAGGGAGAUGUGA